Molecule: messenger RNA, 1245 nt
Organism: Calypte anna (Anna's hummingbird)
Lineage: Eukaryota; Metazoa; Chordata; Aves; Apodiformes; Trochilidae
Gene: POU4F2
Product: POU class 4 homeobox 2
Exons: 2
Coding region: 1-1245 (414 amino acids)
Biological process (GO): regulation of transcription by RNA polymerase II
Molecular function (GO): RNA polymerase II cis-regulatory region sequence-specific DNA binding; DNA-binding transcription factor activity, RNA polymerase II-specific
Source: RefSeq, a predicted model, not a curated record
AUGAUGAUGUCCCUGAGCAGCAAGCAGCCCUUCGGCCUCCCCCACGGCAGCGGCGGCAGCGGCGGCGGCCUCCACGAAACCAAGUACUCGGCCCUGCACACCGCCUCGCCCUGCCCCUCCGCCGGCGCCGCCGCCCCCGCCGCCAGCUCCCCCAGCAGCACCGGCACCGGGAGCUCCGCCGGACGCGGCUCCGGUACCAGCUCCGGCUCCGGCACCAGCAGCGGCGGCUCCGGUUCUGGCUCGGGCUCCGGCCCCGGCGGCGGCGCGGAGGCGAUGCGGCGGGCCUGCCUGCCCGCCCCUCCGAGCAAUAUAUUCGGCGGUCUGGACGAGAGCCUGCUGGCCCGCGCCGAAGCCCUGGCAGCGGUGGACAUCGUCUCCCCGAGCAAGAGCCACCACCACCACCCGCCUCACCACAGCCCCUUCAAGCCGGACGCCACUUACCACACCAUGAACACCAUCCCCUGCACGUCGGCCGCCUCCUCCUCCUCGGUGCCCAUCUCCCACCCGUCCGCCCUGUCGGGCACCCACCACCACCAUCACCACCACCACCACCAUCACCACCAGCCCCACCAGGCGCUGGAGGGAGAACUCUUGGAGCACCUGACGCCGGGGCUGGCACUGGGGGCAAUGGCGGCCCCCGACGGCGCCGUGGUCUCCACGCCGGGCCACGGUCCCCACAUGGCCGGCAUGAACCCCAUGCACCCGGCGGCGCUGGGCAUGGCCCACGCCCACGGGCUGCCGGCCCACAUGGGCUGCAUGAGCGACGUGGACGCCGACCCCCGCGACUUGGAGGCCUUCGCCGAGCGCUUCAAGCAGCGCCGCAUCAAGCUGGGGGUGACCCAGGCCGACGUGGGCUCGGCGCUCGCCAACCUGAAGAUCCCGGGGGUGGGUUCCCUCAGCCAGAGCACAAUCUGCCGCUUCGAGUCCCUCACCCUCUCUCACAACAACAUGAUCGCCCUCAAGCCCAUCCUGCAGGCCUGGCUGGAGGAGGCCGAGAAGUCGCACCGCGAGAAGCUGGCCAAGCCCGAGCUCUUCAGCGGUGCGGAGAAGAAGCGCAAGCGGACCUCCAUCGCCGCCCCCGAGAAGCGCUCUCUGGAGGCCUACUUCGCCCUCCAGCCCCGGCCCUCCUCCGAGAAGAUAGCUGCCAUCGCCGAGAAGCUGGACCUCAAGAAGAACGUGGUCCGCGUCUGGUUCUGCAAUCAGCGUCAGAAGCAGAAGCGCAUGAAGUACUCGGCCGGCAUCUGA